CCGCAGGACUCCUGUUUCUCUCCAACACCAUCAGGCAUCAUGGUCGCUGAGAAGAACGCCACCACAGGCCUUGAGGUCACUGACCCUACCCUCCGCUCUGACAACGAGAAGUCGCCGGCCAUCUUCAAUGACGCUUCUGAUGCCAGCUCCAACGGCGUCGGCGAGUACGAUGACCUCCCUGACCCAGAUGCUGGCAAGAGCGGCGAGGAGCGAGCCAAGCUUGACAAGGCUCUUGUGUGGAAGAUGGACCGAUGGCUGAUCCCAUGGCUCUCCCUCCUCUACCUCUUGUCCUUCUUGGACCGCACAAACAUUGGUAAUGCCCGUGUUGCGAAAAUGGAGCCUGACCUGCACAUGGGUGGCCGCGACUACAACAACGCCCUUACCAUUUUCUUCAUCUCCUAUGCUGGUUUCGAGCCCCUGACCAACAUCCUGAUAAAGAGGUGGUCUCCCCGCGUCUUCUUCACCGCCAUCAUCCUCGCCUGGGGUAUCAUCAUGACCCUCAUGGGUGUCGUUCACAAUAAGGCCGGUCUCCUUGCCUGCCGUUGGUUCCUUGGUAUCGCUGAGGCUGGUCUUUUCCCUGGUGUUAACUACUACCUCUCUUGCUGGUACAAGCGCCAGGAGCUCGGUCUCCGUGCCGCCCUGUUCUUCUCCGCUGCUGCUCUUGCUGGUUCCUUCGGUGGUCUCCUCGCCGCUGCCAUCACCGAGAUGGACGGUAUCAGUGGCUACGAGGGAUGGCGCUGGAUCUUCAUCAUCGAGGGUCUCAUGACCGUCGGCGUCGGUGUCGUCUGCUGGUGGAUGACCUUCAACUUCCCCGACACCGCCUCUUUCCUCAGCCCUGACGAAAAACUCCGUGCUCUCCGUCGUCUCCGCGCUGACGGCCAGUCCCGUGCCACCGUUGGCCACAUCGACCGCCGUCACGUCUACGCCGCGCUCAAGGACUGGAAGACCUGGGGCUACGCCGUCAUCUACAUGGGCUGCCUCUGCCCUCUGUACUGCUUCUCGCUCUUCCUCCCCACCAUUCUCCUCGGGAUGGGCUACACCGGCACCAAGGCCCAGCUCAUGUCUGUUCCUCCCUACGCCGUUGCUGCCGCCAUGACCGUCAUCAUUGGUUUUAUCGCCGACCGCACGAAGUGGCGUGGCUACUGCAACAUGGUCAUCUCGCUCAUCGGUUGCAUCGGUUUCGCCAUGCUCCUUGCCACUGACAACGUGCACGUCCAGUACGCGGGUACCUUCCUUGGCGCCGCCGGCAUCUAUCCCACCGUCUCCAACACGCUCACUUGGGCAUCCAACAACGUCGAAGGCUCGCUGAAGCGCGGUGUCAUGGUCGGUGUCGUCGUCGGCUGGGGUAACAUGAACGGUGUUGUGUCCUCCAACAUCUACUCCCAGAAGGAGAAGCCCAGGUACUGGACCGGCCACGGUAUUGUCCUUGCCUACAUGUUCUUGUUCCUCUUCGGUGGAACAGUCUUCAUGCACUUCAUGCUCAAGCGCGAGAACAGGCUGCGCAAGGAGGGCAAGCGUGACCACUGGAUGUACAAUAAGACUGAGGCAGAGAUUGAGAUCAUGGGCGACAACCGCCCUGACUUCAUCUACACCACUUAAGUGUGCGUGUUGAGGGUUUCGUUUCUCGGUGACCGGAAUAGUUCGAUAUCAUGUCUUGUUCCCAGCCUGGGGCUCGACGAGCAAUUUGCAUGCGCAUAGUUCUCUGAGAUAUGAUUGUUAGCAAAUACUCAUUUACACUUCAAACUCUG
This is a messenger RNA of Macroventuria anomochaeta, 1748 nucleotides long. RefSeq lists its product as uncharacterized. The transcript has 3 exons. Gene Ontology annotation, molecular function: transmembrane transporter activity. The record is from RefSeq and is a predicted model, not a curated record. NCBI's taxonomy places the organism in Eukaryota, Fungi, Ascomycota, Dothideomycetes, Pleosporales, Didymellaceae. Gene Ontology annotation, cellular component: membrane. Gene Ontology annotation, biological process: transmembrane transport. The coding region runs from base 40 to 1599 and encodes 519 amino acids.